This is a messenger RNA of Alternaria postmessia, 573 nucleotides long. RefSeq lists its product as uncharacterized. The record is from RefSeq and is a predicted model, not a curated record. The transcript is spliced from 2 exons. NCBI's taxonomy places the organism in Eukaryota, Fungi, Ascomycota, Dothideomycetes, Pleosporales, Pleosporaceae. Bases 1 to 573 code for a protein of 190 amino acids.
AUGUACGGACGACCGGUUCAAGACGUUCUAGAGGACAUCGAAACAUACGGUAGAAGAGCCAGAGAGGAUGACCGUUUGAGGGUCGAAGGUAUCUUCGUCGAUGAGACGGUGAAUUUGUACUCAGAAGAGGCUAAGAAGUACCUCGAUGCUAUCGAUCGCAGAGCGCGAACUCUUAUUGGUGUCGUCGAGAACAAAAUGGCAAGUCUGAACAUUUUCUUAAACGAGACCGAGCAAUCCGAGCUGAUAACGCCCAAGAUGAUUCAUAAUCCUGGUACAGCAGUAAGCGCUGAGCUUGCAGCACCUGGACCCGAGAUCACGGUGGUUGUAGAAACAUCCUACGAGGAAUUUAUGACUGAAGGAUACCAGGAGUGGCUUUCUACUUCGCCGUACAAGCGUGCUCGAACUGCGUACAUAGUACAUUCUGUUCCACAAGGAGAGGUGAAGGCUCUAACGAUAGCGCUUUGCGAGCGAGCAGAGUAUCUGUUUGUAACAAGUGCGUUCUGCGGCUUCUACGAGAGUUUCGCUGGAAGCUGGCAUGACUUUGUCGCAUCGCUAGCGGAGCGGCGAAAGUAA